UUCGUUCAUUUCCUUACCUUUUCAUAUCUAAGUGAAAAAAAUGCAGAUAUUAUAUUUACUUUCUCUUGAAAGAUUCUAUUGUUAGAAAACAAUGAAAAUCUAUGGUUUCACUUUUGCGGAAGGUAUUAUUUGUGAUAGUUGGUGUGCUGUGCUUGGCAUUCUUGACUUCUGCUGAGCCAUGUGGAGAUGGCGGAUACUGUACUGGAGUUGGAAGAUGCUGCAGAACUGCAACAUCAUACAAAUGUGCCCCUGUCGAUAAUGUUGUGUGCUGUCCUGGUGGUGACUACAGCUGUCCAAACGGAGAUUCUUGCGUCAAAAUUCUCUGGUGGUUCAUUUGCGUCAAGUUAGGAACCCCCACGAGAGACGGAAGCUUUGAAUUGGAUGCACUCACAAAGGCUAUAACGAAUGAUAAGUGUUAUGAGUAAAGUAAUCAGCAAUGUAUCUGCUUCAUUAUCAUUAUUAAAUAAAUCAUUUUUCAAUCAA
Messenger RNA from Parasteatoda tepidariorum (common house spider), 483 nucleotides. RefSeq lists its product as uncharacterized. The record is from RefSeq and is a predicted model, not a curated record. Lineage: Eukaryota; Metazoa; Arthropoda; Arachnida; Araneae; Theridiidae.